Hydractinia symbiolongicarpus is the source of this 1785-nucleotide messenger RNA. RefSeq lists its product as uncharacterized. NCBI's taxonomy places the organism in Eukaryota, Metazoa, Cnidaria, Hydrozoa, Anthoathecata, Hydractiniidae. The transcript is spliced from 6 exons. The record is from RefSeq and is a predicted model, not a curated record. Bases 362 to 1711 code for a protein of 449 amino acids.
UUACCCGUCGUGUAUGAUAGCGGCCUAUCCCGAGAACUUGCAAGCUACACUUCUAAAAUAUUUAAUCAUUACUUUGAUAUUGACAGAACUGAAGAAAUUUAUUUCACUGCAAUUUAAAAUUCCACAUGAAAAAUAUCGUUUGUCAGAACACGAGGAUGGAGAGCAUCAAAGAGAACAAUUUUGUUCAAUGGUGUGCUGACGCAGUUAAUUUCUUGGACAUGACCAUAAAACAACUGCUAACAAAUAGAGGAAGUGAAACUCAGAUUGUACGUGAAACUAUAAUUACCUCUAUGAACUCAUUCAAAUUUCGUAAUCACGUUGCUUUAAAUACAGCGAAUCAAACUUACAUUGCCACACAAAGAUGAAGCAUCGAUUUGUAUUUUUAAUUUUCCAUUUAGGAUGUGUGUUUAAAAUCGACUGUGGUGACUGGAUAGAGCCCAGUAAUAAUCAAAACAAAUGGGCUAAUGAAACUGGAAGUGUACUUUUUGAAUGGAAAUAUAAUUUAGGCAGUGGAGACACUCCUUCCAAUGUUGCAGUCCAAUGUGGUUAUUUUAAAGACACAGACUUACAUACUUUUGUGCAAAAAAUAGGACACACAAAUCCACUGGCAAAAACUAAUGAUGCAAUGAGCUCAAGGGUGGAUGUUUUGACAAGAAAUGAGGAUCCAGGAUAUGUUGCUUUUAGAUUAAGAAGUGUACAAAAAUCUGAUGAAUAUGCUUACCAAUGUACCUUAAGUACACCAUUAAGCAAAAAAAGUAAAACAUACACACUCAAAGUAUUAAAACGGCCAGAAUUUAGAACUUUUUCUGUGAAUCCUACAUCUGUGGAAGCCGGAAAAGCAAUCACAAUAAAUGUGGUUACAUCUGGUAAUCCUGUGCCAAGGUUGAUUUGCUAUCUGAUGUCAACAAGUGGAAAUGAAAUAGAUCGAUUACCUCGUUCUGGUCGAACUAGCAAUAUUACACAAAAGACAUUUCUUGUGACAAAAGAAUCGAAAGAAGUUUUAUGUAUUGCCACUGGAGAUCGUACUGGUUCAGUCAGCGACACAAGACAACUAAAUGUUAUAUCUAAAUGCAAAGCAACCGUUAUUAACUUAAACAAAAACAAAGAUAAAGUACAGAUCUCUUCUCCUAAUAAUACAUCAUUAUACGCUGGUAGUCUGAACUGUUCAUAUUAUAUACACGGAUUACACAAUGCAAGCAUCCAAAUCGAGUUUAAAACGUUUGAACUGCUCAAAAACAACUCUUUGGAUUGCAGUAGUAUGGACGAAAGAAUAGAACUUUAUGGAAAGGAUGACAAAAGACCAAGUUAUGUAGAAUGUGGCUCAAAAAAGAAUUUUACCAUAACAUUCCCAACAGAUUUUGUGCGAGUUGAUUAUAUCACUAGGGGAGGAAAUUUCAGAAGAAAAGGCUUUGAAGCGGUUGUUUAUUUAGUUGGUGAGACACCAACAAUAAUCACACCCAAUGUGACAACCGCCCCCAAUGUGACUACCGCCCCCAAUGUGACAACCGCUUCCAAUGUGACUACCGCCCCCAAUGUGACAACCGCCCCAUAUGUGACAACCGCCUCAUAUGUGACAACCGCCCCAAAUGUGACAGGUUCAGCGAAAAAAACAACAACUUUAUCAAUAACAAAACCGUCUAAAGCUACAUCUACCAAGUUGACCUUCAUGCUACCAAUGUUGAUGAUUUUUAUGGCAAUAGUAUUGAUGUGAAUUUGUAGUACAACUAUAAAUAAUUACCAAUUAACAUAGUGAGGAAAAAACAAGAACAAAUCUGUAGAAAAUAA